Terrapene triunguis (Three-toed box turtle) is the source of this 561-nucleotide messenger RNA. Its product is annotated as talin-1-like. Gene Ontology annotation, molecular function: integrin binding. The record is from RefSeq and is a predicted model, not a curated record. The transcript has 4 exons. The annotation marks the transcript as partial. Gene Ontology annotation, biological process: platelet aggregation. Gene Ontology annotation, cellular component: cytoskeleton; plasma membrane; focal adhesion. Lineage: Eukaryota; Metazoa; Chordata; Testudines; Emydidae.
AUGGGCCUGUGCUGGGAGAGUCUGCUCUGUUUUUCAGCCAGUGAUUUUGGGCUGUUCCUUUCGGAUGAGGACCCGAAGAAGGGGAUUUGGCUGGAAGCUGGGAAGGCUCUGGACUACUACAUGCUCCGCAAUGGGGACACCAUGGAGUACAAGAAGAAGCAACGUCCGCUCAAGAUUCGCAUGCUGGAUGGGACGGUUAAAACAGUCAUGGUGGACGACUCCAAAACGGUCACGGACAUACUCAUGACAAUCUGUGCUCGGAUUGGCAUCACCAAUCACGACGAGUACUCGCUGGUGCGGGAGAUGAUGGAGGAGAAGAAGGAGGAGAUCACCGGCACUCUCAAGAAGGACAAGACCUUGCUGCGGGAUGAGAAGAAGAUGGAGAAACUCAAGCAGAAGUUGCACACGGACGAUGAGUUGAACUGGCUGGAUCACGGGCGAACGCUGCGCGAGCAAGGUAUCGACGACAGCGAGACGCUGCUGCUGCGACGCAAGUUCUUCUACUCCGACCAGAACGUGGACUCCAGGGACCCUGUGCAGCUCAACCUGCUCUACGUGCAG